Molecule: messenger RNA, 1524 nt
Organism: Struthio camelus australis
Lineage: Eukaryota; Metazoa; Chordata; Aves; Struthioniformes; Struthionidae
Source: RefSeq, a predicted model, not a curated record
AUGGCUGUGCAAAUCGAUGCAUCUCUGUUGACUACCAGAAGCGGCGGGCAAACGCAACGCGCUUGGGUCGUCGCACGCGGUGCGUGGGGCCAACGCAGAAACGGGCUAUACCCUCCAGGCCACCCUUUCAGAACAAGUGGUCAGUCAUUCUUCAGCCGAAAGGACUCCAUCCGAACCAUCUACACAUCUCUGCAUAAUGAGCUGAAGAAGGUGGUGGCGACGGGUCGCAAUGCACUAGGAGGAACAGCUCCUCACUUGGAAGAGCUGCUUUCUCACCUGUCUGAACAGCUCUGUUUUUUUGUUCAGGCUCGGAUGGAAAUUGCUGACUUCUAUGAAAAAAUGUACACGCUCAGCACCCAAAAGUUCAUUAACUCUGAGGAACUGGUAAACAUUUUGGAAUCCAUCUUAAAGAAAUACAGCUCAAGAUUUCAUCACCCAAUCCUCAGUCCUCUUGAAAGCAGUUUCCAACUGGAAGUAGAUGUGCUUGCACAUCUCUUAAAGGCUCAGGCUCAGAUCUCAGAGUGGAAGUUCCUUCCAUCCCUGGUCAACUUGCACAGUGCUCACACAAAACUACAGACUUGGGGCCAAAUUUUUGAGAAACAGCGAGAGACCAAGAAGCAUCUGUUUGGAGGGCAGUCUCAGAAGGCUGUACAACCUCCACACCUCUUCCUCUGGUUGAUGAAACUCAAAAACAUUCUCCUUGCCAAGUUUAGCUUUUACUUUCACGAGGCCCUCAGUCGACAAACAACAGCAUCUGAAAUGAAAACUUUGACUGCUAAAACAAAUCCUGAUUACUUUGGGAAAAUUUCCAGUUUUAUCCGGAAAUACGAUGCUGUCAAUGUUUCCCUAAUCUUUGACAAUCGUGGAUCAGAGAGUUUUCAGGGACAUGGUUAUCAUCAUCCUCAUUCUUACAGGGAAGCCCCCAAAGGAGUGGAUCAAUACCCUGCAGUGGUGUCUCUGCCCAGUGACAGGCCUGUUAUGCACUGGCCCAAUGUAAUCAUGAUUAUGACUGAUAGAACCUCUGACCUCAACAGUUUGGAGAAGGUGGUUCACUUCUAUGAUGACAAAGUCCAAAGCACAUACUUUCUGACUCGUCCUGAACCUCAUUUUACCAUUGUAGUUAUUUUUGAGUCCAAGAAGUCAGAGAGGGACUCUCAUUUUAUUUCUUUUCUCAAUGAAAUCUCUCAUUCCCUAAAGAACUCCAAAGCUUUUGCAAGUUUGAAGCCUGGAUCCAAAGGGUAAAAUACAUACUACUUGUAAGUUGUCACGGCAAUGUUCUAGCCUUGGGGGGAGCUGUAGUUUUCACGGAUUACAUAAAUUCAUGAUUCUGAGUCUAAUUAAAAAGGAACCGUUAUUUUUAAUAUGUUGUCAGUUCCUUUUUUUUUUUUUUUAAGCUAACAAGAAACUUGAAAAAAUUAUUUUGGGCACUGCUUAGUGGGACAAUUUAAUUGUGGGCUUCUAAACAGCCUCAAUGGGAUUUUUGUGUGGUUUUCAGUUCACAAUAUGAAUUAUCUUUUCAGUCCA